ACUCUGUACUUGCUUAUAUAUACCUAUUUAGUGUUAUUUAUUUCUAACUGCAUCAUAACACAUAAAACACAGUGGACGUAACUCCUCUGUUUCCUCUGUUCUCUGUCAUGGCUAGUUUAGUCUCUGGUGAUAAAGAAGCUCAAAUCUCUGGCGAUCCAGGCAGCAAGCGCGGUGGAUGGAUCACUUUCCCGUUCAUGCUCGCUACUUUGUUAGGCCUUUCCGUGACUUCUUUCGGAUGGGUAAUGAAUUUGAUCGUCUUCCUAAUCGAAGAGUUCAACAUCAAGAGCAUCGCUGCUGCUCAGAUUUCAAAUGUUGCCAAUGGAUGUCUCAGCAUGUUGCCUGUUGUUGCAGCCAUUCUAGCUGAUUCUUUCUUUGGAAACAUUCCGGUCAUCGCGGCCUCUUCUUUCAUUUCUCUGCUUGGAAUCGUUCUCUUGACGCUUAUUGCAUCUUUGGACUACUUGAGACCUCGGCCGUGUGAAGCAGGGUCAGUCCUAUGCACACCGCCGUCAAAACUCCACCUCGGGAUCUUGUACACAGCCUUAGCUUUAGUGACCACUGGAGCAGGUGGGACACGGUUCACCAUGGCAUCCGCGGGUGCAAACCAAUAUGAGAAACCUAAAGAACAAGGAAGCUUCUUCAACUGGUACUUCCUCACACUAUACGCUGGAGCUAUUACUGGUGCAACAGCAAUUGUAUAUAUACAAGACAAUGCUAGCUGGAAACUAGGGUUUGGUCUCUGCGCGGCUGCUAAUUUGAUCAGUUUCAUAGUUUUUGUCUCUGGGAAGAGAUACUACAAGCAUGACAAACCAAUGGGAAGUCCCUUCACGAGUCUAAUCCGCGUUGUAGUCUCUGCUACAGUAAAAAGGAAGGCUGUAAUAUCAUGCAACGAAGAAGACUAUCAUCACUAUGGUCUCGAAAAGGAGGUCAAGACUUCUGCUGCAAUGCCAUCCAAGAGCUUCAGGUUCUUGAACCGCGCCGCUUUGAUGACCAAAGAUGAUUUAAAUCAGAAAGAAGGAUCAGUUAACAACAUCUGGAGGCUAUGCUCUGUACAAGAAGUAGAAGAUUUCAAAGCCAUUCUCCGAGUUUUUCCUCUAUGGUUAUCAAUCAUCUUCGUGAGUACUCCUAUGGUGAUGCAAACAAGCUUGAUUGUACUCCAAGCUCUAGUCACGGACCGCGGACUUGGUCCUAAUUUCAAAGUCCCGGCCGGUUCCCUCCAAGUAAUAAUAAUCAUCACUGCAUGCAUUGUUAUCAUCAUGAACAACUGGCUUGUCUUUCCAAUGUACAAGAAGCUAACUCAUAAGUUGCUGACACCGCUUCAAAAAGUCGGUAUAGGCCAGGUUCUCACCAUUCUAAGCAUGGCACUCUCCGCGGUGGUAGAAGCAAAGAGGCUGAAAACAGUUGAAAAUGGUCAUCCCAUGUCAGUGUUAUGGUUGUUUCCUCCCCUUGUGAUAGUAGGUAUAGGCGAAGCCUUCCAGUUUCCGGCCAAUAUUGAAUUAUUUUAUGGCGAAUUCCCCGAGUCUCUGAGGAACACCGCGACUUCAUUGACCUCGGUGGUGAUUGGAAUCUCUUUCUAUUUGAGCACAGCUCUCAUUGAUCUUAUCCAGAGGACCACAGCGUGGUUACCAAAUGACAUUAACCACGGAAGAGUGGACAAUGUUUACUGGCUUUUAGUCAUUGGAGGAAUCUUGAAUUUCGGCUACUUCCUUGUGUGUUCUUGGGUCUACAAAUAUAGAAACCUCAAGGAUAAUGAUCAAGAACAAGAUCCAAAAGAUGGUACAAUGUAAAGACACAACAUGUUUCUAUUCUAGUUCUCUUUACAUUAAUUCUCUCCUGUUAGCUUUUGUGUUUUCGUAUGUUUUACCACUUCACAUAUGGAACUACAUUUAGAAAAUAAUACUUUCAAACUGAUGCAAGAGAGACAUCAUCUGAUUCUUAUCAAAGUUCUAAGUAAGAAUUGACCUUAUCUUACCCUUUCCCUCUUAUGCAUUUUACGGGGUGUAUUGAAAGUGGAAUUUUAAGAUAUUUGUGUACAAUUUAUAAAUCUUAUGUUAUUUAAACAUG
This is a messenger RNA of Arabidopsis thaliana (thale cress), 2061 nucleotides long. RefSeq names its product Major facilitator superfamily protein. Gene Ontology annotation, biological process: transmembrane transport; oligopeptide transport. The transcript has 4 exons. Gene Ontology annotation, cellular component: membrane. The record is from RefSeq and is marked reviewed. The coding region runs from base 108 to 1784 and encodes 558 amino acids. NCBI's taxonomy places the organism in Eukaryota, Viridiplantae, Streptophyta, Magnoliopsida, Brassicales, Brassicaceae. Gene Ontology annotation, molecular function: transmembrane transporter activity.